GUUGAGUCAAAGCUUCAAUCUACAGAGGAUUUGAUUACGAGACUAAAGCUCCAGCAGAGCGAAGAGAUGGCGACUGCAAGAGCGUUGAUGGAGCAACAACAUGCUGAGGCCAUUGCAUCAUUGACGGAAGAGCUGGAAGGGAGGAUUGAGCUGGCCAAGACAGAACGUGAGGAAGCCCUUAACUUUCAGUUGGAAGUAAUGACACGUGAAUCCACUGAGCUCAAAGACAAGUUGACAUCUAAGGAUCGAGAAUACCAAGAGCUCCAGGAGAUACACAGGGUUGAUAUGGACAAGCUGAAGGAAAUCAAUGAGUUGCGACAGUCAGAGCUGCAAUCAAGGCUUCGAGGGAUGGAAAAGAAGUGCAAGCAGCAGCAGGAAAACCAUGAAGGCAUGCUGCGUAAUUUGCAUGACGAGCUGGAGCGGUGCUUGACAGAGGCACAGGAGAAACUGGAGAAAGCUGAAAAGAAAUCCAUGCGACUUGAGGAGGAAAGCAGGGCCCGUGAAGCUCAACUCAAGGAGAGUUACGAGCAACAAAUUGAGGAGUUGCGACAGAGUGAGAUGAGAUUGGAAGAGGAAUGCGCAACAACAAGAGUUGAGGCGGAGGGUCAUAUCAGCAAACUUAAGAUGGAACACGAGAACAUGCUGAACAAGCUCAACAUGGAGCAUGAGGACAGUCUUCGAAAGACUCAAAUGGAGCAUGAGAACGUCAUCAAGAAGAAAGAUCUGGAGCACGACAGCAUCCUUAAAUCUAUGAAGCUGGAUCAUGAGAACGCACUGAAAACUCAGCGUAUGGGCUUUGACAGUUCUUUGAGGAAGAGGAAGCUAGAACAAGAAUCCUCUUUUAAGUCACAACGUGUCAGCUUGACAGAGGAAACGGCCAAGUCAGGGGAAGCCAAGGAAGCCAUGGAGGCUAAGGAUGUGGAAUCAGGCAAAAGUCAAGCUGCGCUGCAACUGGAAAAGUAUCUCGGUUGUGCACAGAAGUUGGAAGGCUCCACUCCUGCGUCCAAUGGAGCAGCUGAAACACAGAAUCUUACUUCAUCGAAGACACUGAAGUCACGGAAAAAACUAUCGGGGAAGAAGUUGAGGCUCCAGCCAGCUAUAUCUACACAACAGCAGGAUCUCGCUUUGGACGCAAAAGCUGCUACUCCCAAACAGUUGGAUUUCGUCACCAAAGCUACAUCUACGUUUUCUAAGAAGAAGAAGCUGAAGCACAUGGAAGCUGACUACAAGCCUAAUGAUUCCAAGGUGGACUUCACUAAG
Messenger RNA from Closterium sp. Naga37s-1, 1260 nucleotides. The record is from the annotation of a GenBank genome assembly. NCBI's taxonomy places the organism in Eukaryota, Viridiplantae, Streptophyta, Zygnematophyceae, Desmidiales, Closteriaceae.